Molecule: messenger RNA, 875 nt
Organism: Argiope bruennichi
Lineage: Eukaryota; Metazoa; Arthropoda; Arachnida; Araneae; Araneidae
Exons: 1
Coding region: 36-818 (260 amino acids)
Source: RefSeq, a predicted model, not a curated record
UCUAUUUCGUUGAGAAUUUAAAUUUCCUUAUCAAUAUGGCUACAGCUGAAACAGCGGCGGUAGUAAUCCCGCCAUUCAUAAAGCCGGAUCCUGCACUUUGGUUUCAUAUGCUCGACUCCACUUUCGAAUUGGCUUCUCCGAAAGCCAUUACUGAAAGCAAGACGAAAUACAAUUACGUCGUGGCUCACUUACCUCCCGAAAUUGCCACUGUUGUGCGGGAUGUAAUAAUUCAACCGGAUUCCACGGAUCCAUAUUCGAAUCUCAAAACGAAAGUUAUCGAACGCUGUUCCGAAUCAAAGACGCAGGAAAUUCGACGACUUUUGGCUGGUGAAAGCUUAGGUGAUCGGAAGCCCAGUGAAUUGCUUCGUAUCAUGAAAAGGCGAGCCGAAAGCCAUAACAUCGAUGAUUCCUUGCUGUUUGAAUUAUUCAAUCAAGCAAUGCCAGUACCUGUGCAAACUAUUUUGGCCUCCAUUUCACCGAUUUCUUCAGACAAGGCAGCAGAUGUAGCUGAUAGAAUUCUGGACAUCAAUUCCACCUCAGUUAGCACUAUUUCUUCCGGAAGUGAACGCAACUCUUCAUCUGUGAAAGAGCUUAAAUCGGACAUGGAUUUGCUUCAAAACGAAAUCAAGGAAUUGCGCAAGGAAGUGGCUGAUCUCCGACGUUCUCGCCGUCGAUUUCGGUCUCCUAGCCGUACUCGUCGUGCUCGCUCAAAAUCAGGGGGCAAUAGAUACUGCUGGUAUCACUUUCGAUUCCACGAGAAAGCUACAAGGUGCAUUCCGCCUUGCUCUUUUAAGGGAAACCCUGUUCCGGAAGAGUAGCGGCGGCGGACUCUUCCUCUGAAUAUACUUCUCGUCGUCUCUUUCUACGUGAACAUA